This is a messenger RNA of Daucus carota subsp. sativus, 703 nucleotides long. RefSeq names its product small ribosomal subunit protein bS1m-like. The coding region runs from base 1 to 627 and encodes 208 amino acids. Lineage: Eukaryota; Viridiplantae; Streptophyta; Magnoliopsida; Apiales; Apiaceae. The transcript has a single exon. The record is from RefSeq and is a predicted model, not a curated record.
AUGAUGACCAUCUAUUUGAGUCGAUCAUUUCCAAGAUCUAAUUCAAGUUUUUUCUUAUGUAGUGGAAACGCCUUACAAUCUGAAGUUUUACGCUUAAGGGAAGACAUUUUCUUGAUGGAUGCAGGACUUGGGACCCCCAGAAUUUGUAUGCAAGAUGAGCCUACAGGAGUGCCAAUCAACCGAACCACCAGGUUUGAGAAUAAGGUGGGAUCCCUGGAUCUAGUGGCCGGUGAAUCACUGAUCAAAAAGCAUAUUUUGGAGAGAUUCUUCAUCGAUCUAGUGGCCGGUGAAUCGCUGAUCAAAGAGCGAGCAGCCGCCAGGUUUAAUAAAUUGGUGGGAUCCACAGAUCUAGUGGCUGGUGAACCGCUUCUUCUUCUUCCACGAAGAUUCAGAAAAAACCGAGCUUGGAUGAAACUGAACAAGAUUUGGCGAACGAAUACAAAGGUAAAAGGCCUUAUUUGUCGUAAAAUCAAAGGAGGUUAUUCAGUAGCCAUCGCAGGCUUUCUUACUUUUCUGCCUUUCAGGCACUCUCGUAAAAGGAAAUCUUUUCCUCGAUUCACCAUUGAAAGCAUUAACCCCAAAAAGGUGGUUACUGUUAAAAAGGUGGUUACUGUUGUGGUGUUCUAACAGCGGCAGUCAAUGGGUGCCAGAGCUGCUACAAUUGCUCAGCAGGAGUCUUCUUAUCAGUCGCCGGACGCCAAUG